Molecule: messenger RNA, 1545 nt
Organism: Peronospora matthiolae
Lineage: Eukaryota; Oomycota; Peronosporomycetes; Peronosporales; Peronosporaceae
Source: the annotation of a GenBank genome assembly
AUGGCGUCAGUCGCCAAGAUGAACGCCGCGGUGCAGUCCCCACCACGAGCUGCUGCUGUCUCUCCAUUGCCGCAGCAGACUCAGCAGCGGGUGCGCAUGCUGGCGCAGUACCAGGUGCUCCAGACGCUCGGGUCUGGCCUGCAAGGCAAAGUCAAGCUUGGCGUGGAUACCCGCACGAAGCAGCGCGUGGCGCUGAAGCUCCUUGACGUGGCCAAGAUGCACCGUAAAGCCAUGAUCAAUGUCUAUCGUGAAGUGGAAGCCAUGUCGCGUGUGCUGCAUGCGAACGUGCUGCGUCUCCUGUCAGUGCACGACAGCCUGGUGUACCCAAAACGAGACGGUAGCAGCAGCAAGCAGGUGAUUGUCAUUGUUCUCGAACUGGCGGCCGGUGGCGAGCUCUUUGAUUUUAUGAUGUACACGGGCUGCUUCUCUGAGAGCAUCGCACGGGCCUACUUUCAGCAGCUCAUAGCUGGACUGGAGGCUUGUCAUGCUCAAGGGGUGUACCAUCGGGACAUUAAGCCCGAGAACCUGCUACUGGAUGCCAGCUUUGUGCUAAAAAUUGCAGAUUUUGGACUUUCAGGACUCAAAGAAAGGGCAGAUGGAGCUGUGGUGGAGCUGUACACGCAGUGUGGCACUAGAGGAUACAUGAGUCCGGAAGUGCUGGCGUGUUUGUCGUACGAAGGAGAACCGGUUGACGUGUGGGCAGCUGGAGUCGUGCUAUUUAUUAUGCUGGCCGGUUUUCCGCCCUUCCAAAUUGCGACCGAACAGGACUGGUGGUUUCGAGCGUGCGCGACCAAGCAGUACGACGCCUUUUGGGCGGCACAUGCUCGAUCAGGCACGUUUUCGCCUGGUGCGAUGUCGCUUAUGACGCGGAUAUUUAACGUGAACCCACAAGAACGCAUUACUAUAGCGGAGAUUAAGGCUCAUGCUUGGUUCAAGGAAAGGGUUGUUGCACCAGAGGAUCUACGUACGGAGCUGCUGAGCCGCAAACGGCAGGUAGAGAAGGAAAAGCACAAAGAGCGCGAGGAGAAGAUGCGUGCUGCUGCAACGAAACGGCUGCAGCAGCAAGACGAAAAGUUUGAUCCUUUUGACGUAAACGUUGAGCGAUCGAUGAUACUUCCGACUGCUACAAUAUUUAUGAGUCUAGGGGAGGGUACACGGAAAGCACCAUCCUAUCCAGCCUCCAGUGUAGCGCUUUACACAAGUUUCCGUUCGAGUCGAACAGCAACCGAGCUGCAGAUGCGGGUGGAAAAUGCGUUGCGAGAGCAGUCGGCACGAUUUGUGGUACACAAAGACCGGUUCAAAACUAAGGUCACGAUGCCUACAGACGCAGGCGACGUGGGCUUCGCGGUGCGCAUCUUCUCUCUCGAUAAUGCUGCUGGACAACAUAUGGUGGAAUUCCGGCGUGCAAACGGCGAGUGCCUCAAGUUCCAAGAAGCGUACAAGAAGUUGAGCAACUUGUUGUCUGACCUCAUCUGGGCCAAAGACGACGAGGCGGAAACGACGGACAACUCGUUUGCAGACGAGCUCUUUUCCGAUGCGUUAUGA